Molecule: messenger RNA, 2264 nt
Organism: Arachis ipaensis
Lineage: Eukaryota; Viridiplantae; Streptophyta; Magnoliopsida; Fabales; Fabaceae
Product: RNA methyltransferase family protein
Biological process (GO): RNA processing
Molecular function (GO): RNA methyltransferase activity
Source: RefSeq, a predicted model, not a curated record
CAGUUUCAUUUCUCUGCGUAGUGCAGAGCAAGUUCAGCUGCCGAAACGCGAAAAAAUGGCGACCAUUUCAAGUCACUGCUUCAGGCACCUAACCGGUACUCUUCAUCUGCCACCGCGUAUCCCAAAGUUUCGAGCUUCAUCUUCUCUUUCUCUCUCCACUCUCUCUUGUUCUCUCGCCCAAGAAGAAGACUUGGAACGCGUCCACCCCAACAACGGCAACGCAAGCUCCAUAACCGCCACCAAUGGCAACAGUUCCUCGUAUUUCCCGAAGCGAGGGCAGACCCUGGAGUUGGUGUGCGAGUCUCUUGCUUUCAAAGGGAAGGGUCUCUGCAAGGUCACUGACACCGGCUUCGUCGUCAUGUGCGACCGUGCCCUACCUGGUGAGCGUUUCAUUGGCCGUGUCACCCGCAAGAAGGGAAAUUACGCUGAGGUAACUAAGGUGAAGACUAUUAGUCCUCCACGUGACAUUGUUGAUGCCCCUUGUGAGUAUGCUUCGCAUUGUGGAGGAUGCAAGACACAGAACUUGUCUUAUGAGGCUCAACUGAGAGCUAAGGAGGACCAGGUUCGUGAGUUGGUGGUGCAUGUUGGAAGGUUUUCGCAUAAAGAGCUCGAAUUGGAAGGUGUUAUGAAGCCAAUUGUUCCAUGUGAUAUUCAGUUUCAUUAUAGAAAUAAGAUGGAAUUCUCAUUUGGUCCUUACAAAUGGUUACCUAAAGAAUCAUUGCAUGAAAGGCAGGCUGGUAGUGAUAAUUAUGCACUAGGGUUGCAUGUGCCUGGUUUUUUCGAUAAAGUUUUGAAUGUUGACAAGUGCUUGUUGCAAAGUGAUCCUGCUAAUAAGGUUCUUGCAGCUGUCCAGGAUUGCUGGAGAGAUCCUCAACUCGAUUUUUCUCCCUAUGAUGUUCAUUCACAUAAAGGGUUUCUUAAGCAUUUGAUGCUGAGAACUGGAAGGGAUGUUGUGACUGGUCAUCCUGAAGUUAUGGUCAAUUUUGUGACCUCUUCCUACAAACCAGAGCUCUUGAAGUUCCUAGUUGAUAAACUUUCUGCAUUUCCUGAAGUGGUGAGCAUCAUAAACAAUGUUAAUACUUCUGUUGGUAAUACAUCUGUUGGCGAGGAAGAAUACACUUUGUAUGGGAAAUCAUGCAUAACAGAGACCUUAAGAGGGCUUACAUUCCAAAUAUCAGCAAACUCAUUCUUCCAAACAAAUACUCAUCAGGCAGAGGUUCUAUAUGAGCUUAUUGAAGAGUAUGCUGGGAUAACAGGAGAUGGUUCAGAAGUUGUCCUUGACCUGUUUUGCGGAACAGGUACCAUAGGUCUCACACUUGCCAAGAGUGUAAAACAUGUCUAUGGCUAUGAAGUAGUUCCUCAAGCCAUCGCAGAUGCCCGUCUUAAUGCCGAGAUAAAUGGAAUACACAAUGCCACAUUUGUCCAGGGGGAUCUCAACAAAAUUGAUGAGAAUUUCGGGAAGAAUUUUCCUAAACCUGACAUUGUCAUUUCUGAUCCGAAUCGCCCAGGAAUGCACAUGAAGUUGAUCAAAUUCCUGCUAAAACUUAAGGCACCUCGCAUAGUAUACGUGUCAUGUAAUCCUGCAACAUGUGCACGUGACCUUGAUUAUCUCUGUCAUGGUGUGGCAGAACAGAAUAUAGAAGGAUGUUACAAGCUAGUAGGGCUACAACCAGUUGACAUGUUCCCACACACACCUCAUAUUGAGUGUGUAUGCCUUCUAGAGCUUUGUUAAUUUGCGAUUGCCUUUCCAUGCGAAGGGCAUAACAAGCUUGGUACAGGAUAUAAGUCAAGGUUGGUGUUCAAGCUAGAUAGCUGCGGAAACUGAUGCUUCUUUGCUGCAUGAUCUGACUAAUGUGUGCCUCCCAAAACCAUUCUAAGAGUCUCAUAAAAUUGAGUUCAUGGAGGACACCCUCAAAGGCUGGUUUCAUGCUUAGCAUAGCAGCCUUCGAAUGUGGAUUACUGUUGGUUGUUGAUUCCACUUCAUAUGACAAGUCUAUCAUAAAAUGGAUCAUAUUCUUCACUUGUCAGAGCACACUUAAAAGAAAGGUUGAGCAGCUAGUCCAUCAUGAGAUAUUGAAUGUUUACCCGGACAAGUUAAUAGUAUUUAGUGUAUACUAAAAACAUGGACUAUAUUGGAAAAUUUUGCUGUAGUAAACUGCUAAAUUUGAGUUUAUAUCCUUUCUUUUUCUGGAGAUCCAGAAUUUGUUCCCUAAAGAAGUGUCCUAGUAGUUAGUACAGAGCACAAAUGGCCCAUAUAUGUUUUA